CUGCACUUCGCGGUCGCAUACAGAUACUUUGUUUGUGGGACUACUGUAAUCACGUGGAAUUAUGGAAAAAACUCAGCAAUUAGUUUUGAGUUCAGAAGAUGAGGAGAUCUUCCAAAAAUUGUAUUCAGAAGGAUUAAAGAAUAGCAGGAAAAAUGUUGAUGAAACCAUGCCAGUUCCCAAGUUUUACACUAAACUUCCCAACCAUGAAAACAUGAUUAGUCUUAAGCUGAGAGAAGAAGCCCGCACAGCAUUCCUUCAAAAGAAGAGCAAAGAACUUCUUGACAAUAACGAGCUUCAGAAUCUGUGGACUCUACUAGACAAAAAUCACAGCCCUCCAUUUUCUGGUUCUGAGCAAAUGAUCAACUAUGUUGAUUUCCUCAAAGUAGGUAGCAUUGCCGGCCUUAAAUAUAAGGCUUUUUUCACUCCAGUUGUAUUUGCCAGAUUACUGCAAAGUGAUAUUCAUGGCAGAAUUUCAACCAUGGCUGUGUUCAAUUAUAUCAUGAGGAAAGUUUGGUUACAACAAACUAGAAUUGGUCUUUCACUUUAUGAUGCCACAGGCCAGGGCCUCCUUACUGAAAUGGAUCUAGAGAACUACAUUACUGAAUUAAUCCCUACGCUGCCGCAGUUGGAGGGGCUUGAAAAAUCAUUCCAUUCGUUUUAUGUAUGUACUGCCGUACGCAAGUUCCUGUUCUUUUUAGAUCCGUUAAAACUGGGUAAAGUCAGAAUACAGGAUAUUCUCGCCUCGGGUUUUUUGGAUGAACUGUUGGAGCUUCGGGAUGAAGAGUUACCUAAAGAUGCACAAGAUUCAAAUUGGUUUUCCGCCCCUUCGGCUCUUAGAGUUUACGGACAAUAUUUAAAUUUAGACACCAAUAGGAACGGUAUGCUAUGCCAAGAAGAACUUCGACGGUUUGGCACUGGAACAUUAACUCGCGUUUUUAUACAACGUGUAUUUGAAGAGUGCAUGACCUAUGAAAAAGAAAUGGAUUACAAAACGUAUUUGGACUUCGUUUUAGCCAUGGACAACAAAAGAGAACCACAAGCCCUCCAGUAUUUUUUCCGAUUGCUAGAUGUCGGCCAUCGGAAUCAUCUCAAUACCUUUGACCUUCAUUUCUACUUUAAAGGUGUGCAAGAGUUGAUGCAGCAGCACAAACAGGAAGUCGUUGCAUUUGAUGACGUCAACGAUGAAAUUUUUGAUAUGGUCCGUCCUGCCGAUCCAUCCAAGAUCACGUUACAAGAUUUAAUUAGCUGUGGUUAUGGGGAAACCGUCAUCAAUAUCCUUAUUGAUUUGGAUGGAUUUUGGACCUACGAAAAUCGCGAGGCCGUUGUGACGGAUAAGAAUAAUCAGGAUAAGCCGGAAACUUGAAUUUGGAAUUCUUGUACAUAGAAAUUGUAUCACGAUCUCAUCACCAUUUCCCCCUCUUGGACCAAUCCUUCGGGGUCCAGUGCAAGCAUUUGGGGUCAAUGUGCAACUUCCAUUUCUCUUUGUUUUUUAUGCAAUUUUUCAUGGCUUCUUCAUUCAAAAUGAGUACAUACUGCCCCUUGUAGUAA
This is a messenger RNA of Daphnia carinata, 1548 nucleotides long. RefSeq names its product serine/threonine-protein phosphatase 2A regulatory subunit B'' subunit gamma-like. NCBI's taxonomy places the organism in Eukaryota, Metazoa, Arthropoda, Branchiopoda, Diplostraca, Daphniidae. The transcript is spliced from 10 exons. Bases 62 to 1363 code for a protein of 433 amino acids. Gene Ontology annotation, cellular component: centrosome; spindle. Gene Ontology annotation, biological process: T cell homeostasis; positive regulation of B cell differentiation; regulation of dephosphorylation. The record is from RefSeq and is a predicted model, not a curated record.